ACUCUUGUGUUUUGUGUAAUGAGUUUCUGUUCUCACUCGAUGUGUUUCAUGCGUUUAUUGUCGUGUUUUCUUCAGUUUGGGUUGUGUGUUUGAGGCCGGCUUGUGUUUCAAUGACGCCAUGAUGUUAUUUUUACUCGAUGAGCUCACCAGCACUUCAUCUGAUAUCUACUAGCGUUACUACUUAUCCUAUCAGUUUUACUAGUAUUAACUUACUAGUCAUCUCCUGCGAGGAUUCAUUUCAACAUGAGCUGGACUCAAACUUUAAUGGUGUAUGAGGUCCUCACUGGCAAGGAGGUGUGUGAGGUGAUCGCAUUGCUGUCGACGAGUAAAACCCUUGCAGUGAUGUAAAAGACCCCCCUCGUCCCUCAGCACGUCACUUCAUAGAGUCAGGAGACGACCGUGUGUUUUUUUCUCCUUUACGCAUUCCUUUUCUCUUGUCCUCUUUUUUUUUGGCUGGGCCUCGGGCCGUCCGUGGAACACCACCAGGGUGACAUCAUCAGUUACUGCCACAAUGGGGCCGUUCAUCUCCUGAGGGCCCCCGAGGGCCACAUUAGUUAGACGCAGUGAGACGGGAAGAAGAGUAAGACAGAGGGGUCAUGAGUUCAGUGCGGCCCAUCGGGGCAGAGGCACUGGUGGCCCUGCUGGAGGGCGGUUUGGACCGGGUGCUUCUGAUCGACAGCCGCCCGUUUGUGGAAUACAACACGUGUCAUAUCCUGGAGGCUGUGAAUGUCAACUGCUCUAAAUUGAUGAAACGGAGAUUACAACAAGACAAAAUACAGAUUACUGAACUACUGCAGCAUUCAGCCAAAAGAAAGUUUGAAGUUGAGGAUCAAGAAGUUGUUGUGUAUGAUCAGAGCUCACCUGACCCCGCCUCACUUUCAUCUGAAGCCUUUCUCAGCAUCUUACUGGCCAAACUGGAGAAAUGUUUCACAUCUGUUCAUCUGCUCUCAGGUGGAUUCGGAGAGUUCUCGCAUCUGUUCCCAGGCCUGUGUGAAGGCAAGUCCACGUUGGUUCCGUCCUGCAUUUCUCAGCCGUGUCUCCCUGUCACUAACACCGGACCCACGAGGAUCCUGCCCCACCUGUACCUGGGCUGUCAGAGAGAUGUUCUCAACAAGGAGCUCAUGCAGCAAAAUGACAUCGCUUACGUGCUCAACGCUAGUAACACGUGUCCAAAACCUGACUUCAUCGCAGAAUCGCAUUUCUUGCGAGUGCCGGUGAAUGACAGCUUCUGUGAGAAGAUUCUGCCGUGGCUGGAUAAAUCAGUGGACUUCAUAGAGAAAGCCAAGGCCAACAACAGAAGAGUUCUGGUUCAUUGCCUGGCUGGAAUCUCUCGCUCGGCCACGAUAGCCAUCGCUUACAUCAUGAAGAGAAUGGACAUGACGUUAGAUGAAGCGUACAGGUUUGUAAAGGAGAAAAGGCCCACCAUCUCACCAAACUUUAAUUUCCUGGGUCAGCUGCUGGACUUUGAGAAGAAGCUCAAGCGUGCGAGUGAAACGGCUUCCAAACUCGAACCGCCGCAGGUGGAUCCAUUAGAGGAGCCUAACCGCGGGCGAGGAACGGAGGACGGUGGAACGCCAGGGCCUGAUGACGCACCCGAGAGACAUUUACCGACUCGGGCCCUUUGCGGUCUGCAGCUCGGGGAUGAGCUGGAGGAGAACGCCAGGCCCAAGCGCUCUUUCUCACUGGACAUUAAGUCGUACGGUGAGUCCGGAGCAUCGGUGCGAAAGCUAGCCACUCGUUCAGACAUCACAGAGCUCUACAAACCUCCUGUCUACAAAGAAUCAGCCAGCAAACCCUGUCAGUUUUCACCUGUUCAGGAAGUUUCAGAACAAAGUCCAGAGAAAGAACGUGCUGAAGAACGCAACAGCACAGGUGCAGAUAAAACCAGUGCCCCGUCCAAACCGCAGACAGGCUCAGUGAAAUUUGGCGCGAAAGCGUCAUGUCCGCAGUCGUUACAUCGCAGCGGCAGCAUGGAUGAAACCCAGAACGAUUUUCCGUCACGAUCCCAGCAGCACUCGUCCGGGAUGGGUGUGCUGAAGGGCUGGCACUCGGACAUCCUCCUGGGUCCGGUGGCUGGCGGCUGGUACCUCUCCUCUGAAUCAGCCCGGUUCUACUCCGCGUCAGCCAUAUUUAGCGGCACCACAGGGAAUCAAAACAGCUCGGUGGCGGCGUACGGGUGCGGUCAUGAUUCGGAAGCCGUGCGGAGGCGGGGACGGCAGCGCGGAGGGGACUGCGGAGAUUCCCGCAGGAGCUGGCAUGAGGAGAGCAGCUUUGAGAAACAGCUGAAGCGCAGGAGCUGCCAGAUGGAGUUUGGAGAUGGGAUGUCAGAGAAUCGCUCGAGAGAGGAGAUCGGAAAAACAGGCAGUCAGUCCAGCUUCUCCGGUAGCUUGGAAAUCAUUGAGGUCUCCUGAGAUCUGUGUUGGUUUAGACUGUGAUCGGAGAAGAAGAUUUUUCUCACAGUGUUUGUAGAUGAAAACUGCAGCUUGAACGCAUCAUUGAAUGUCACUUGCAUCCGUGUCGUCGUUUCGACUGAGAACUGAGCUUCUGUGUUCUCAAAAAUCUGAACCAGACUGACAGAGGCUCAGUGCACAAACACAUCUUACAGAUGCAUUUAUGAUCUGAAGUCUCUCUUUUUCUUCAAACACACGCAUGCACAACAUGACAACUAUCUAGUACCUCAAAUAUUCAAAAUUAAGGCUUCUUCUUUUGACUUUUCACAUUGAUGUGUAGCUCCUUGAAAAUUGUGAUCUCAGGUCUUUAUUUUCAGCAGGAAUCUGUAUUUGUAGUGGUUUGUCCUGGUGGUCUGUUGUGAUGGUUCACAGUAUCAGUGGAGAUUAUGAAUGACGUCUGCUGGUCUACAAUCACAGCAAA
Molecule: messenger RNA, 2871 nt
Organism: Misgurnus anguillicaudatus (oriental weatherfish)
Lineage: Eukaryota; Metazoa; Chordata; Actinopteri; Cypriniformes; Cobitidae
Gene: dusp16
Product: dual specificity phosphatase 16
Biological process (GO): negative regulation of MAPK cascade; peptidyl-tyrosine dephosphorylation
Cellular component (GO): cytoplasm; nucleus
Molecular function (GO): MAP kinase tyrosine/serine/threonine phosphatase activity; MAP kinase tyrosine phosphatase activity; protein tyrosine/threonine phosphatase activity
Source: RefSeq, a predicted model, not a curated record